Molecule: messenger RNA, 1405 nt
Organism: Hibiscus syriacus
Lineage: Eukaryota; Viridiplantae; Streptophyta; Magnoliopsida; Malvales; Malvaceae
Exons: 4
Coding region: 33-770 (245 amino acids)
Source: RefSeq, a predicted model, not a curated record
UCUUAUCUGUUUACUAAACCUAAACCAAAUCCAUGGACGACAUUUUUCCGACGAUUCGUCACACUCAGAAGCGCCAAUCCGAAAACUGCUCCGAUGUUGAUGAAGAGUAUCAUGAUCUGAUAGAUCAUAUACUGUUGCCCAACUGGGUUCAGGACCUAAAUCAACCUGGGAUAAGCAGUGAUUUUGCGCCAGGGCAGAUCAGUAAUGUUAGCACACCCCAAACGUUUCAAUCUCCAAACUUUUCCAAUGGUUCGGUUUUGAAACGCAACGUUUCAAACUUAUCUGGACCAGAACGAGCUAUGAGGAAAAGGAGAAUUGAUCAGGCGUAUCGGGAAAGAUGCAGGAAUCUCAAAACAGAAAUGCAAUCGAAUAUGGAGAACCUUAAAGGAGAAAAUGAUUCUUUAAAGAUAGAGAAUGAAUCCUUGAAAGAAGCUAAUUCUUUGAUGAAUCAAACUUUGAGAGAUCAAGAAUAUGAGAUUGAGAAGUUGAGGAGUGAUUUUGUUCAGAUUAAGCGCGAGUAUGAGCAGCAAAAUGUUCUUGUGCAAACUCUUUCAGGGCUUUUAGCUGAUCCAAUGAGGCUUGAAAACGAGAAGUUGAAAGAUGAAAAUGCAUCUUUGAGGAAAAAUGCCGAUCUUAAUAGUAACUUACCACAGCUGGCAGAGGAUAAUGCAAAAUUAAGAAUCGAAAAUAAAGUACUCAAGGUGCAGAACGAUGCUUUAUGUGGGAAGAUUAUCAGCGACAAUGACAUGAAACGUGAACAAGAUCAGUAAGCUAAAUUAGUAAUACAAAAUGAAGAUAAGCCCUGUGUUCUUUCUCAGUUGACGACACGUGCUGUAUUUUAUUUCAUGGCACAGCUUGUCUUUCUCUGUCCUUUUUCUUUCAACUCAUCUUCAAUCCUUCCACCAUGUGGCUACUUAUGGCUUAUCUUCUGAUAGCACUUUAGCUUUCUUGUUCUUGACCUCACUUCUUUCCUAGAUCUUUUAGUUAGAUCUUCAAUCGAUUAGCAUCCUUGAUCUAUUUACUCUUGUUUCCGUACUUGUCGUGUCUUCCUUGACCUCACUUCCUUGCAACCGGAAGGCCGGAAAAGAAAAACGAAUAUGGUUUUCUAGUGUAUUGCUGGCUGACGGGUAUAUGGUAAUUGACGGAUCUUGGCUGGUACCAUGGUGAGAUGUAGGGGGUAGUCAUAAAGGAGUAAAACUGGUGGUGGUGUGAUGUUGAUAUCGAAAUUAGCUUGAUCGUAAUUCCUCCUUCGGUAUGCUCCUUGAAUUUGAUUGUUUUAUACUUCAUUUGUUGGCAGUGGAAUUUACAAACUAUAGCGGCCACAAAAAGAGGUGUUUGUGUAUCAUCUUUUAUUAUGGGGGGAAAAGAUGUAUUUUAUAUUGUUUAGGCGUAGUAAUUGCAUGAA